Molecule: messenger RNA, 1395 nt
Organism: Ambispora gerdemannii
Lineage: Eukaryota; Fungi; Glomeromycota; Glomeromycetes; Archaeosporales; Ambisporaceae
Source: the annotation of a GenBank genome assembly
AUGGCUUUCGGAGGAACAGGUUUUAGCUUUGGUAAUAAUACUCAAAAUCCCACUAAUACUCAACAAACAAACACAGGUUUUAGCUUCGGUGCUCCUCAAACAACUGGCUCUACUGGGUUUGGAGGAUUUGGAGCUAGUGGUGGUUUUGGCAGCACUAAUCCAUUUGGUGGUACCACUUCAAAUGCCUUUGGAAAUCCUGCAGGUGGAGCGAGUUCAAGCGGAACAGGGUUUGGUAGCUCUUUAGGUGGUGGUGGGACUUUAGGCUUUGGAGGUACGACGACGAAUACGGGUUUCGGUCAACCCCAGAAUGUCACAAGUGGCUCUGUGACCGUUCCAGGUGCGUUUGGAGGAUCCUUUGGCACUAAUACUACUACCACUAGUACAGGAGGAACUUUUGGGUCUGGUGUUGGAGGAUUUGGUGCUUCUCCCACACCUGCUUUUGGUUCUGGUGCAUUUGGUUCACCAGCUAAACCGAAUUCCAUUGGAUUACAGCCAUCUAAUACAUUUCAACUUGGACCAUCUGCUACGGGAGCAUUUGGCGCCCAAAAAUCCGCUUGGUCUUUUCCAUCUACAACAACGGCGACUCCAUCUCUAAAUUUUACUUCAUUUAAUCAAUCAGCAACGACCAAUCCUUUCUCGUUUUCGACUAGUGGAACAGGAGGAUUGAAUCUCGGUCCAGUUGUGAAAACCCCUUAUGAAAAGUUGAUUGAACUUGGUGUUGCUUGGGCAAUUAAUCAUCCUGAUUAUAAAUUUCAGUUUUAUUUUUAUAAUAUGAUUCACCCCAAAGAUAUGAAGUCUGUUGGACCACCAACAGAUCGGUCGCCAGCAUUAUGGGAACAAGCACAAAAAAAUAAUUCUGAUACGUCAUGCAGUAUGGUCCCAUCUUUGUCACUCGGGUUUGAUGGAAUCAAAAAACGAAUUGAAUAUGCACAGAAAUAUUCUGAAAUGAGUAAACAUAAACUUGAGGAACUAGAAAGACAAAUAAAAAAUAUGGAAGAUAAACAUCACAUGGACAACUUAGUAAAAAUUGACCGAUGUAAACAGAAAACUCUGGAAAUUACAGAACGAAUGAUAUCGGUCAUGAAACAAUUGCACCUAAAGAAACUCAAAGGAAAACCACUUCGUCCUGAAGACGAAAGAAAUCAAGCAGAGCUCGAACGAAUUCAUCAAAAGUUACAGAGAUCACUACAGAAAUUAGAACACUUGAAUACUGAAGUUAGUCGGAUGAAAGUCCAGAUGGUGUCGCAGAUGCCGACUACGCAAAAGUUCAGUGUGGGUGACGAACGUCAAUUGAAUUCAAUAAUUGAGGUGUUGUCUGAUGAACAACGCGGUAUUGUUCAACUCAUACGUACAGUUCAACGAGAUUCAGAUGACGUACAAGAGCACUAUUCUUAA